AUGGACAAGGAAGCCAGAAAACCAUCUUCCAAGACGGCGUCGUCCAAAGACAAACGGCCCAAGGACAAGGACAAGGACAAGAACAAGGACGACUCCAAGGUGCACAAGCUGUCGCUCAAGGGCAGCUCAAGGCUGGUUGCUGAAUUUUUCCAAUACUCGAUACAUACAAUCCUAUUCCAACGAGGCGUCUACCCAGCCGAGGAUUUUACAGCCGUCAAGAAAUAUGGCCUCAACAUGCUCGUCUCCGCCGAUGACCAAGUCAAAGCCUACAUCAAGAAAAUCAUGAGCCAGCUUGACAAGUGGAUGAUUGGCGGCAAAAUCUCCAAGCUCGUCAUCGUCAUCACCGACAAAGACACGGGCGAACACGUCGAGCGCUGGCAAUUCGAUGUCCAAAUCUCAGCUCCACCACCAAAAUCCAAAUCCAAACCCCCCACAGACCCUUCCGCCCCGAUCACCGCCGAACAAGAGCAACAACAAGAAAACACCUCCGCCUCCUCAACAAACUCCCUCUUCGCCGAAAAAGACAAGCCCGAAGCCGAGAUCCAGGCCGAAAUCGCCGCCAUCUUCCGCCAAAUCACCGCCUCCGUCACAUUCCUCCCCCAGCUCAGCGGCGACUGCACAUUCAACGUCCUCGUCUACGCAGACGCCGACAGCGACGUCCCCGUCGAGUGGGGCGACUCGGACGCAAAAGAAAUCGAGAACGGCGAGAGGGUCCAGCUCAGGGGCUUCAGCACGGCGAACCACCGCGUCGAUACGCUCGUCAGCUACCGGUUGGGGGACUGA
Molecule: messenger RNA, 783 nt
Organism: Trichoderma breve
Lineage: Eukaryota; Fungi; Ascomycota; Sordariomycetes; Hypocreales; Hypocreaceae
Product: HORMA domain-containing protein
Exons: 6
Coding region: 1-783 (260 amino acids)
Biological process (GO): mitotic spindle assembly checkpoint signaling
Cellular component (GO): nucleoplasm; cytoplasm; kinetochore
Source: RefSeq, a predicted model, not a curated record